Laccaria bicolor S238N-H82 is the source of this 1911-nucleotide messenger RNA. Its product is annotated as jumonji superfamily protein. The coding region runs from base 1 to 1911 and encodes 636 amino acids. Gene Ontology annotation, molecular function: histone demethylase activity; transcription coregulator activity. The transcript has 8 exons. Gene Ontology annotation, biological process: protein demethylation; regulation of transcription by RNA polymerase II. Lineage: Eukaryota; Fungi; Basidiomycota; Agaricomycetes; Agaricales; Hydnangiaceae. The record is from RefSeq and is a predicted model, not a curated record.
AUGGCACGAGGGCAGCGACGCUCAACUCGCACUUCUGCUGCUGCCGCUGGUUCCAAACCAAAGUCUCCAGAAAACUCUCCGUUGUCAACAAGGUCUAAUACUCCGGAUGUAACCUCUGGACACCCCAGCGUAAACGAUGAGUCGCUCGAUUGUCCAGCUUGCACUCCGGAAUCCAGAGAGCACAAUUAUCGCAAGGAAAGCUGGAUUGAAUGCGACAGUUGCAAGACUUGGUAUCAUUGGAGGUGUGCAGGAAAUGGUGAAGAUGUAAAUAAUAUUGCUAAAUGGUAUUGUCAGCCUUGUAUCGGCGCAGACCAGACGAGGCAGAUCACUGUCAAGACUCCUGCUCGAAAGUCAUCUCGAAAGAAAACGCAACGCGAUUACGCGAAUCUUAAUUCGGGGCUGGGUUCUGAUCCUAAUCGUUGGAUGCGACUGCUUGAGGGAAAGGAAAUACGAGACGCUCCUUUUAAACGUAUGGAAGGGAGUGAGAUCAAUUUGGAGUGGUUGGAGGAUGAUGACGAAGCCAUGCUUGCGCCUAUCAUCAUAGAACGGCCAGAAGGUUUGGGGAUGAAGAUGCCACCCAAGGAUUUCACCGUUGACGAUGUUGCGGACCUUAUUGGAGAGAGUACACCGCUAGAAGUUAUAGAUGUUGCGUCUCAGACCACGGCUCAGGGAUGGACCUUGGGCAAAUGGGCGGAUUACUUUGAAAUGGAGCCUUCAAAGCGAGAGAAGAUUUUCAACGUGAUUUCGCUGGAGGUUUCGGGCACUAAAAUAUCUGACUUGGUCUUACCACCAAAAUUUGUGAGGGAUUUGGAUUGGGUGGAGAACUUUUGGCCGAGCACAAGGAAAGGCAGCCAUAUGUAUCCAAAGGUUCAGCUUUAUUGCCUCAUGGGCGUCGCAAGAGCCUGGACGGAUUGGCACAUCGAUUUUGCAGGUUCUUCAGUUUACUACCAUAUACUUCAGGGGUCAAAGGUAUUUUACUUCAUAAAGCCCACCACUGCCAACUUGGCUGCAUAUGAACGUUGGUCUGGAAGCGAGCUUCAAUACCAGUCUUGGCUAGGAGAUCUUGUAGAUGAAGUAUUCAAGGUCGUACUCACGCAAGGGAAUACUAUGAUAAUUCCAGCUGGGUGGAUACAUGCUGUCUACACUCCGGUUGACACAUUGGUUUUUGGUGGGAACUUUCUGCACACAUAUAAUGUGUCAACGCAAAUAAAAGUCAGGAACAUUGAGAUUGCCACACAAGUGCCAAAAAAAUUUCGAUUCCCGAUGUUUUCUCGACUAUGCUGGUAUGUGGGUGAUAAAUACCUCCGGGAUUUAAAAGCGCAUUCGAUGGGGAUUUUUUCUCCACGAAUCCUCGCAGGAAUCCAGGCGCUAGCAGACUUUUUAGUGUCAGAAGCUCGGGCACUUGAGCAGGGUUCAGAACAAGUGAAGAAGGAGGUUAAAGAUCAAAUACCAGUCGAUCGCGUAAAGGAUGGGCCUGCGAUGGCGAGGGAGCUGCGAUGGAGGGCGAGGCUAGCUGCAGGAUCAUCAAGCGACGAUGAGAGCUCGAAAGAUGUCACAAAUAUCUUCCCCUCAAACGGUGCGAAACGGAAGCGAGGGCAAUCCGAAGACUUUACAACAGAGGCACCCUUCAAAAACUUCAAGCCAAAAGUCUGGGAUGCCUUGAGUAAGACUAGCGAGGAGGGAGAAAGACGCAAAACAACGGGUCCUAAGCCCACAGAGGGCGAAGAGUGGACUGAACGGUGGCUUGGGGACGUUGAUGAAGGACAAGAUGGGGAAGAAGCAAGUGUUCAAAGUCGAAGGGAUGUUGUGGUAAAGGUGCGAAGGACAGGAAAGGGGCUGGAGCGGCAGCGUAUCGAGCGCGUUGUGGAAGAUUGGGAAUGGAAGGAGGAGGCGGGGAGAAUAAGUGAAUGA